UUAUUUCGCGUUGGAGACAGGACUUUGUUGCUAGAUGUUCUAGGUAAGGCUAGCUAGCUGCUAACAAUGGCUAACUGUAUUGUUUUUCAUACUCAAAUAGCCUCCGUCUUGGAGGUGCUAGCGAAUGCAGCCGUGGCAGAGAUCUGUAAACUCGUAGAUGACGACUAUGCAGUAUUUCGUUUGGAAAUAACCCAAAGCCAGAAAGAAAACAGGACAUUGCGGAGAAAACUACAGCUGCUGGAACUGAAGGUGGCACGGGAGCGCGCAGAGAGGACCAUUCGUCCGAGUAGUGUCAAGAUCCUCGACCGAUACAGAGGAAUGGCAAGAGGUGAAGGACAUCUCACUGGAGGCCACAGGAGGGUUGUGAAGCCAGCCGGACACAAUACAUGGAGAGAUGACCAACCAACCACUGUUGAUGAGGAGAGUGCAACCUCAACCCAGCACGUUAUCGUGAUAGAGUCUGAAGAUGCAGAAGUUGCAGGUCCUGGAGGAUCGUCUCUGGUCAAGCAGGAGAGGACUGAAGGAGAGGAUCCACUACACAGCAGAGACAUCCGGGCUGGACCAGCAGCACCUCCUGAAUACACGGAGGACCUCACUGCCAAACCCCAGCCCAGGGCCCGACACAGCAUUGCGGAGGAGGAGGGUCCUAAGGUGCUGCUGGGGAAGGAGGAGGGGUCUGAGGAGGGUCUGGGGAACCCUGAGUGGACCAUGGUCAUGGAGGACAACCAGACUACACCUCCUCCUGAACCCAUAGAGGAACCAGCUGAGCAGCACAGGACCACACACAGUCUCACUGAGUCGGUAGACAUGGAGGAUGGGAAGCCUGAUCUGCUACUAGUCAAAGAGGAGACAAUAGAAGACGAACCAGAGAGCAUUGACCUGCUGAGUGGACUAAAGAUGGGGGAGCAAGGUGGUUGGCUGGAGGCUAACAGAGGAGACUGGGCAGCCAUCUUGGAUUCCCAGACCCAGACGGGUGCAGCUAUGGGCCCAGGGGACAACAUCACCGAGCAGGGCUUGACCAGUGGCGACAUAGUGGAGUCUGCAGUCCAUGAGGACCUGCUGAUAUCCGGUGUUGCUGGCGGGAGAGACUGGACCUGUGAAAGGGCUGGUGUCAAACCCUGGGCCCGGAUCUUGACCCUGGAUCAGGAGCCUUCACUCUUCCAUCCCAAGUCGGAACCAGGACCCAACUACGAGGGACAGAGACUCCACACCACAGAACACAACCAGUGGACAGGUGGACUGAACAACCUCAGUCCUGGUGGUCAUCAGAGAGACAGAGGCUCCAGUCAGGGAUCCAGUCUGCAGCCCAGACCCUUCUCUUUACAGUCUCAUUGCAGGGAUGAAGCAGGGCCUGGGGCUGAUAGAGAUAGACCCUCCUGUUCCUAUGAUACAAACACCACAGUAUCCAUAAAGAACAGAGCAGGUCACCCUGGGCUUCAGCCUUUACAGAGAGCGGUGGGAGACCCCCCUGGUGGGAGUCUAAUAGGAAGUCUGUCUUCUCCUUCAGGGUCUCAUCUAAUGCAUGGUGAAUGGGUCCAUAGAAGGCCUGGGUCAAGCCUUCCUCAGGUACCUCAUGGUUACCCCACCAAUACAGACAGGGUCAGGAUGGGCGUUCACCACAAGAUGUACUUAACCUAUAACACAGGGCACCAUCCAAACAACACCCAAACAAUGGCUAGAGGUCAAGGAGGGAGCUCAAAUAUUAACCACCUGGGGGUGGUGGCUCCCGCUUCUACUUCCUCUGGUGUCAUUGGGUCACAACGUGGGAGGCAGAGCAUUAAGACAGACGCCGACAAGCCGUAUGCCUGCCCCACGUGUGGGAAGUGCUUCUCUGAGGCAAACUAUGUGAAGGAGCACCAGACCGUUCACACCAAGGAGAGACCCUUCAAGUGCAAACUAUGUUACAAGAGCUUCUCCUUCCGGAGUAACCUUAUCAGACAUAGGAGUGUCCACAAUGGGAAGAAACCUUUCAGCUGUACCCAGUGUCAUAUGCGCUUCUCCCACUCAUCCAACCUAAAGAGGCACCAGAGGGUCCACACAGGGGAGAAACCCUAAAGCUGCCCCCAGUGUGAGAACAGGUUCUCAUUGUCAAAGUGGAAAUGUGUUUUUCGCAAUUGUCUUUUAAGUCAAUGAGUAUUCAUGCCAUCUAUUAUGGCAAGCCUAAGUAAGUUCAGGAGUUAAACUGUAUUUAACAAAUGACAAGUUUUAUGGACUCAUUCUGUGUUCAAUAAUAGUUAUUAGCAUGAUUUUUCAAUGACUACCUCAUCUCUGUAUCCCACACAUAUAAUUACAUGUAAGGUCCUUCAGUUGAGCUGUGAAUUUCAAACACAGAUUCACACACAAACACCAGGGAGAUGUUCCAGUGCCUCACAAUGAAGCGCACCUGUUGGUAGAUGGAUUUUUUAAAAGCAGCCAUUGAAUAUCUGUUUGAGCAUGGUGAAUUUAUUAAUUACAUUUUGGAUGGUUUAUCAGUACACCCAGUCACUACAAAGAUACAGGCGUCUUUCCUAACUCAGUUGCCGGAGAAGAAAGAAACCGCUCAGGGAUUUCACCAUGAGGCCAAUGGUAACUUGAAAACAGGUACAAAGUGUAAUGGUUGCGAUAGGAGAACUGAAGAUGGAUCAACACCACUGUAGUUACUCCACAAUAUCAACCUAAUUAACAAAGUGAAAGAAGGAAGCCUGUACAGAAUAAAACUAUUCCGAAACAUGCAUCCUGUUUGCAAAUGUGGCAAAGCAAUUCACAUGUUGUGUUGGGUGAAAAUCCAAUAAAACACCUUACUGAGUACCACUCUCCAUAUUUUCAAGCAUAAUGGUUGCUGCAUCAGGUUAUGAGUAUGCUUGGAAUCGUUAAGGACUGGAAAGUUUUUCAGGAUAAAAAAAAAGAAGAAUGGAGCUAAGCACAGGAAAAACCCUAGUUCAAUCUGCUUUCCACCAGACACAGAGAUUAAU
Messenger RNA from Oncorhynchus gorbuscha (pink salmon), 2951 nucleotides. RefSeq lists its product as uncharacterized. The record is from RefSeq and is a predicted model, not a curated record. Gene Ontology annotation, cellular component: nucleus. NCBI's taxonomy places the organism in Eukaryota, Metazoa, Chordata, Actinopteri, Salmoniformes, Salmonidae. The transcript is spliced from 7 exons. The coding region runs from base 67 to 2055 and encodes 662 amino acids.